Messenger RNA from Racocetra persica, 446 nucleotides. NCBI's taxonomy places the organism in Eukaryota, Fungi, Glomeromycota, Glomeromycetes, Diversisporales, Gigasporaceae. The record is from the annotation of a GenBank genome assembly.
UGAAAGUUUGGCAUCUGAACAUUUUGGAACUGAGAGUAUCACAAGUGAUUGUGCAAUUGAAAUGCAACCUUUUAUAUGGGAUGGAGUUAGUUUUGAAGAAGCCCGCAUGAUGGUUGAUAUAGAUGAAGAUGAGGAACUUACCUGGGAGGAUUUGGAUAUAGAGACUAAAAACAAUGAUAUUAAUUUGGCAUCGAUACUAGAACCAGAACUGGAAGAAGAUAAUAAUAAUAUUAAUUUGGCGUCGAUACUAAAAUCAGAAAAAGAUAUAGAUUCACAAGAUCAAGAUCUGACGUCUUGUGUUCUUUUGAAUAUGAUUGAUAGCUGUAUCCAAUGCUGUUCAAAUAAAACAGAGAGACAAAGGCCCUUAACACAACUAGUAGGAACGUGGAAAAUAGAUAAGGAUAUAGUUUUAGAAUUGAAGAAAAAAAAUAAAUUGCACACAUUAG